AUGGCUUUGCCACCAGAACUGAUUGAGGAGAUCCUGUCCUGGGUGACAGCAUGUGAUGUCAUUUCCUUUGGAGCCACCUGCCAUGCGUUUCAUGAGCUGAGCAUGAGCCAAUCAGUGUGGAGGAAGCUGUGUCAUCGUCAAGCGAUCAAAGCUCCGCCCCCCAACAGCCCCAUGAGCGACUGGAGGAGGACAGCCAUUUUGAAAUACUCCCAGGCUCUGUAUCUGCAGACUUUCAGUAGGGGGGCCAGCAGACCUGGAGUGUCUGUCAGGAGUCACCAUGGCGGCAGGCCACGUUACCCUGCAAUAGAGGCUGUCUCUCCACCUCUGGCCCUAGGCUACCGCAGGGCUAUGCCAACAAGAGACCACCUCCUUCUCUGGGACCAUCAAGGCACCCUCUUCGUGCUCCACAACUCCAUCAUUUCAUCAGUGCGCGGAUGGAGAACGACAGAGAGGGCCAGCAUCUACUCUGUGCUAUGCCACUACGUCAAAGAUUUUGCUGUAGACCCACGAAGUGACAUUUCAUUCCGCCAAUAUGUUUAUGUGUUGGCGAGGCACAACAAUGUCAUGCAGCUGCCUGAUUGGUUGAAUUAUUCAGGCCCUGCCUCGGCAUGUGAUUGUGUGGAUGUGUACAAACAGGACAACAGCCAGAGGGUGUUCCGAAUGACCUUUCACCCCUCGCUCAACUUCACCCAAAUCCGUCUCACUGGCUCGGAACUCAACAGGGUCCUCCUUCUGCUCACUGACUCAGGACUGGUCUACGCUCUCUCUGUAAAUGAGAGCCAGCUCAUGUCCUCGCCCUCCUACACUGUCCAGUUGACCCUGAGGAAAAUCAGCACAGCCCAGCCGUGUCUGCCCAUCCAGCAGCUUUACAGCAGCUAUAGCAGUGCCCUCUACGUCACUGUUGAGGGAGCAGUGUAUAUAGAGGUGCAUUCUGCAGGGGUGUAUCGCCAGCUGUUUGGAACUCAGCAAGGUUUUGAUCGCAAUGAUGUUCACUCCCCUCUGCCUCUCUCACUGCCAUAUAAGGUGGUGAAAUGUUCUAUAGCUCUUGGUCAUCUCUGUCUGUUGGAUGAGGGGGGAAGACUCUUUGUGAUGGGAAACAACCGUCACGGCCAGCUAGGAACCGGAGACAAAAUGGAUCGUGGAGAACCUACUCAGGUGGCACUGACUCUGGCUCCGGUGGACGUGUUUUGUGGGCUGAACCACACGCUGGCCCUCCUGCAGGGGGAGUCGGGAGACAGGGAGGUGCAAGGCUGUGGUUGUGGAGAAGGAGGUCGCCUCCCUGGGUGUCCCAAGGGCACUGCUGUGUUCUUGAAACUCGCUGUGAAGGUUCCCCGGACCGCUCGUUCACUUUGUGCCUCUAAAGACUGCCUGUACCUGCUCUGUUGCCAUGACGUCACCGAGCCCCCGGUGUUUCAGGCUGUGCCUCUCGGGAGGGAGGAGGAGAGGACAGAGCGCGCGGAAAGGGAGCGACUACAGAAUCAUCUCUCAGAGAUAAGGGAACGAGCGACCGCUCAGGAGCAACUGGAGACGCUGAGAGGGGCCGUGCGGAGUCACAUGACUCUAAACGCUUCUUUUAAGGAUUUUCUGAACGAGGCUCUGAUCGCCAUCCAAAAUCGCUGUGGUGACACAGAUUAG
This is a messenger RNA of Chanos chanos (milkfish), 1635 nucleotides long. RefSeq names its product F-box only protein 24-like. Gene Ontology annotation, molecular function: protein binding. The record is from RefSeq and is a predicted model, not a curated record. The transcript has 9 exons. Lineage: Eukaryota; Metazoa; Chordata; Actinopteri; Gonorynchiformes; Chanidae. The coding region runs from base 1 to 1635 and encodes 544 amino acids.